Messenger RNA from Cephus cinctus (wheat stem sawfly), 3719 nucleotides. Its product is annotated as glycerophosphocholine phosphodiesterase GPCPD1. NCBI's taxonomy places the organism in Eukaryota, Metazoa, Arthropoda, Insecta, Hymenoptera, Cephidae. Gene Ontology annotation, biological process: glycerophospholipid catabolic process. Bases 436 to 2856 code for a protein of 806 amino acids. The record is from RefSeq and is a predicted model, not a curated record. The transcript is spliced from 14 exons. Gene Ontology annotation, molecular function: glycerophosphocholine phosphodiesterase activity; starch binding.
AUAUCGUUGUGGAUACGAAAAGUGCGACAAGAGAGAGUAGCCGUAAAACAGUUGAAAGAGGACAGUUUUAGUCCAGUCUUUGAAGAGUGAGGUACGUCAAGCUGCUAAGCGCUUGAUGAUUCUUAUUUCGAUUCCGAUCAUGUGAAAUUUAAGAGAAAAUUUAAAAAGGCUACUUGACCUGUCUGUGAAAUAAUACAAUUACUAGAAAUUUACGAGUAGCUGCGUCUAAAGUAAACGAGAGUGUCGCAUUUGUGAUUAUCCGUUAUGAUUCUGUAGUCACACAUUGGUAGACUGAACGACGCGAGAAUCGUGGAAGCCAGCAGGACAACGACUUGAAUCUGAUUUUUAGAAAGUAAAGAGGACCAGCACUUUUGGCGGCUGUGGACUCUAUUUGAGGAUAGCUUUGAAGAAAUUACGAGCAAGUAUUCGUACGAGAUGAAGGGUUCCGAAAGAGAUUGGAUAUUUAGAAUCCAGGUGUCUGGAUUGGAGAAAAAUGAAUGUGUUUACGUAGUAGGCAACUUACCAGAACUUGGUGCCUGGAAUCACAACCAGGCUAUUCAAUUAUCCAAGGAACAGGAUGACGUAGAUACAUCGGCGCUCUGGAGAAACAGCAGUGGACAAUUUUCCAGUGAAAAUGGACAUGAGCCUUUUGAAAGAAAUUCGUAUGACGAUUCUGAAGAAAGUGGUCCAAUAUUCUCACAGAAGCUAAGCUUGCCCACCGAUGUAGACAUCGAAUUUCGAUACUUCAUUGCCGUUAUAUGUCAAUCAAAUGGUACUAAAAAUUCCGCCAGAACUCUAAUAAUCCGAAGAUGGGAAACUCAUAUGGAUCCGCGUAUAAUUAGAAAAAACACAUCCAGCAAUUUCUCAGAAGAUAACGUACCAGACCCUGACAAAUUUGGAUAUCACAAUGGGUACAGAAAAGUUGAAAGAGGUUGGCUCACUGAUGAAACAGUUAUCCAAUUUAAACUCUUCAAUAAUCCCAUCAAGCUCUGGAAGAACCGAUUACAAAAUAGGAAGGUCUUCAUCAAGAUGACUCCAGUGAACCUAGUGAGACACAAUUCUCUAGAAUUACAGCAAUACGGUGGUGACUGCGUAGAUGACAGUCUUUCAAUUGAUACCCAAGAUAUUGUAGAUCAGCCUGCUUUCAGUAUUACUGAAGUAGCUGUGAUGAACGACGAGGAGAAUCAGUUCAAAUACCAGGAACAAUUCGGACGCGCAUACAACGAUGACGAAUUCCUCAUCUUCAGCGUAGCCGUCCGAUAUCCGGAAAUAAUCGCAUAUUUAGUGGACUUCUACGUAUACAGUUCUCGUUCAUUCCCUGGUGAGCCACCCAAUCAUAUAGGAUUCAGCUACAUUCUACCCAGCACUUUGCAAGCUAGCGUAGGUCUACUUACUGUACCAAUCACUAGCAGCAAGCACAGACCAAUUGGACAAUUGACUGUGGAAUAUGUGGCAAUCAAACCAAUUCCUGAUUAUCCAUGGGACAUGAGUAUCUCCUAUGCCAAGCAUUGGGAACAAAGGUGGUCCGGUCUGGAUGUUGGACAUAGGGGACUUGGAACUUCGUUUAAAUUUGAAAUGAAAAAUUGCGCUAACGUGCGAGAAAAUACUGUUGCUUCCUUGAAAACAGCUGCUCACCAUGGUGCUGAUAUGGUUGAAUUUGAUGUUCAACUAUCCAAAGAUAUGAUACCUGUUAUCUAUCAUGAUUUUUAUGUGUCGAUAUCUCUAAAGCGUAAGAAGCAAAUAGAAGCUAUGGAUAUGCUUGAGAUUCCUGUGAAGGAUCUCACCCUAGAACAACUACACUUGCUCAAGGUUUAUCAUUUGGCGGAGGCCCGAGAGAAGAAUCCAAGAUUCUUCGACGAGGAUCUAGAAGAUCAUCAACCCUUUCCUACUCUACAGACUGUACUCCAGGAACUGGAGCAGCAUGUGGGAUGCAACAUAGAAAUUAAAUGGACUAUGCAGCUCAAGGACGGAACGUUCGAACUGAAUCAUCCGUUUGAUCUGAAUACUUAUUUGGAUAUAAUUAUUAAAGUCACCCUGGAAUAUGGUGGCGACAGGAAGAUCCUCUUUUCGUCUUUCAAUCCUGAUAUUUGCGCCAUGAUUCGGCUCAAGCAAAACAAAUAUCCUGUGGUGUUUCUUACCCAGGGUAUUACUGCUAAAUAUCCAACUUAUCAUGAUCCACGGUGCCAGAGUAUACCCAUGGCGAUGCGCCACGCUCUGGCUGCUGAUAUUUUAGGGAUAAACGUACAUACGGAGGAUAUCCUCAGGGAUUCGUCUCAUGUAAAAGUGGUGAAGGAUGCUGGUCUCAUUAUCUUCUGUUGGGGCGAUGACAAUAAUGACAAAGACACUAUACAACAUUUGAAAAAGCUGGGACUUCACGGAGUUAUUUAUGACAAAAUGGACGAAUUCAAUGGUAAAGAAGUGAAGGAGAGUAUAUUCCUAGUAGAUGCUCGAGAAAGUCAGAAAGCUUUGAUAGCUCUAGCACAUUGUAAUCAAACUUGCGGACCGCAACAACAAACACUUCCCGAUCCUAUCAGUACCAAGAAGGAUUACGUCUUUGAACUGGAGAAGGCUCGUAACUCCAUCGCCGCAGCUUCAACAGCUACAUCUCUUGCUUCACUAGCCAAUUGUAGUCUAGGAGGAGACACAAUAUAUCCUGUACCCAAUGCUAACCUGUUAAAUUGCUGUGGCAGACCAGGGGAUAGGGAAAUCGGUGAUCUUGCCAAGGAUUUCAGCGUCUGCGCCAAAACUUGCGGUCAUCCAUCCAAACCAAGAAAUGUAUCAGAAUUGGUCUGUGGCGAGCCCAUUACCUUUCCUGAAAUUCCAGGAGAGGAUGAGUCGGCUAAGGACUGUCUCUGAUGUUUCUAUUUCAAAAAAAGCUUAAUGUCCUGGUUCUAACGCGUGACUCCCACUACUCACUGAUAAAAAAUAUACUUUUGCCCAUUCUUCGAUAUCUUUGAGUCCCACUAGUUGAAACACAAGCAAUAUUUUUUUGCCUAAUUUCACUCUAUACUCUGAUCAAUUAGUGACUAGGGAAACUUGCGUUAGAAUAAAUGAGGUAAAGCUAAUAGAAUAGAGUAAACAUAGUGAACGGAUUUUUUGGUACAAAGGUGUUCAUGUAAACUUGAAUUAAAAACGAACGUGCUAACUGUUGCCGUAGGAUUUUUUUUAGCAGUUCGUUUAAAUGACUCGCCAUCGCAAGGUAUCGCUGAUAUUUUCAUUUCACGUUAUGUAGCCAACAAAAAGACUACGAAGCCUCAAGCAAUGCCGUCUUGAUAUUCCAUGUAGCGUCUGAAGCUCAUUCCUUAAUAGCCAAUAUAAUCAUUCGUGCCUGUUUUAUUUAUGCUGUAGAACACUUAGUUACGCAUUCAUUCUUGGACAUUGAAAUUGUUGAUUUUUAUCACAUACGUAUGAGUGAUACUCAUCACGAAUGCAUAACAAGAUACAACUUCUAUGUCGUGCUUAAAUAUCGUAUAAUUUUAAGACCUUGUAAACCAACGGAACUUAUAUAUAUAUAUAUUGACAUCAGAUAAAUUGAACCUAAUUCGAAUUGACGCUCCUUCAUGGAUUAUAUAUAAAAUUGAUCGGCUUAGGUGGGCUCUAUGGAAUGAAAAUGCUGGCCGCCAUUGACUGGACUAUUUUCGCUAAGCCUUGAUCAAAUGAAAGGAAUAAAAUAAAUAGUUCGUUAUUGAUAAUCAUCAUUUAGACAAUUUUAACAGAAA